Nicotiana tabacum (common tobacco) is the source of this 1004-nucleotide messenger RNA. RefSeq lists its product as uncharacterized. NCBI's taxonomy places the organism in Eukaryota, Viridiplantae, Streptophyta, Magnoliopsida, Solanales, Solanaceae. The record is from RefSeq and is a predicted model, not a curated record.
AACAAGUUAUCAAGGAUAGAGAGAAAUUCACAGCAUAUAUAGCUUAUUAUGAUGGCGUUUUAUUUAGAUGAAGAAGAAGUGUGGAGAUGUCCAAAACACCCUUCGAAGCGACGGAGGAAUGGAGUUUGCCCGGUUUGUCUCAAGGACAGGCUCGUCAUUCUUUGCCCUGACUGUGCUAACGUACGCCCCUGUGCAUGCUACGCCUCUGCGUCGUCGUCUUCUUCCUCCGCUUCCUCUUCGUUUUCUCUCUUCUCCUCAUCCUCCGGUCGUAGCGGCGGCGGCGGAGGAGGAGGAGGUGGUGGUUGCGAAGGAAUUGGCUCCGUCGCACGAGUUUCGAAGCUUGUAGAAAGUGAGCCGGCGUUCCAGAGAUCAAGAUCCGUCGGAAUUCCGUUCCUCCGAUCGCGAGACAAAAAUUCCGCCGCCCGGAGAAAUCAGCCGCCGAUUUGUAACGACAAGAUUAUCAAAACGCCGUCGGUUUGGUCGGUUUUCAAGUUGAGUAAGAGUAAGAGAAGCGGAGAAUUAAAGAAGGAAGAAGUGAAAGGAAAAGCGAAUGUGAAAGCGAAUAUUCAUCAUGUCAAUAUUAUUAACGAAUUUAGUGAUAGUAGAAUUGAUGAUUUUGCGAGGAUGAUGAAUAGAUCAAGAUCAAUGAGUGUGGCGAUAACGUCAGUUUCCGGCGCCGGUGAGUCGCCGUCGAAGUCGAAAGGAUGGCAUUUUCCAAGUCCAAUGAAAGUCUUCCGUCAAUCGAAACGUUCGCCUUUGUACAGAGGUUGAGUUUUCAUUUUUUUUAUUUGUUUUUUUCUUUUUUAGUUUCUAUUUUUGAGUAUUCAGAAUAUUACAAGGCAGUAUUGAGUACUGUAUGAAGGAAUUUCAAGUAAGUAAAUGACAAAAAUAGUUUCAUUUCUUAUGGAUAUGAAUUGUAAUGAAAUAACAAUUGUGCGACUGUUUUAGAAGGAACUGGAAAUUUUGCAAUACAGUUUCAUGUUUAUUAGAUCUCCAUUGUAUUU